UGAAACUAAAAUAUGUACACCGGCCAAUAUGUCAGCUUCUGGUAAAGCAAUGUGGACUUCGAUACUUUUUUUUCUGGCAUGUUUUCUGCCAAAUGCAUUAUCUGAGGAGACAAAAGAACAUCCAUCAAUUGGUAUUGUGGGAGGAGGAAUUGGGGGAACAUCUACUGCAUAUUUCCUGAGGCAGUUAUUUGGUAAAGAUGCUAAGAUUGACAUCUUUGAGAAGAGGCAGGUGGGAGGGAGACUCACCACCAUAAAGAUAGGCGACAAUCAGAUAGAGGCUGGAGGAACCCUGAUCCACCCCAAAAAUAUGUACAUGGUCAAUUUCACCAAGCUAUUAGGUCUGGAACAACUAGAUGUUGGCGGAGGGUCCUUUGGGAUCUUUGAUGGAAGCUCUAUGAGGAUCAGCAGUAGUAAAUACAGUGUGGUCACUAUGGCCAAGCUGUUCUGGAGGUACGGCAUGGACAUCUACAACAUGGACUCCUGGAUCAAUGAAAAAUUGUUAUCUAAAUUCAUGAGAAUUUAUGAUAUUCAGAGCGCCGGACAUGCUUACACAACAGUCCCUGAUCUGAUUGGUGCCAUGGACCCGUCUUUCAUCUCGUACAUGAAGAAUUCCAUAAAAUUUGUCAUGAAAACUUCCGGAUUUGGCGAUACGUUCAUCGACGAAAUGGUAAUGGGAGCCUUAAGGACAAAUUAUGGUCAAAAUACAGACAUUCCAGGUUUCGUAGGAGCUGUUUCUAUAGCAGGAGUGCAACCAGGACUCUGGGCUGUCAAGGGGGGUAACAAACAGGUGCCCGAGAAACUGGUGUCUGAAGCCCAGGUUCAGGUAAUCCAAGGGACAGUGGUGUCAGUACAACUUCUACAGUACCAGGGCAAGAAUUACAGAGUUGGAUUCUUUGAUGAAGAAAAGAAAGAGCAAUUCAAAGACUAUGACAUUGUCAUUGUCGCUACACCAUUACACGAUGAAGUGUCAGAGAUUGAUUUUGAAGAUUUCCCCAGCUCCAUCGAGAAUUUUCCUCAGCAGUUUCAUAAAGUGACAGCUACUUUUGUAGAAGGAGUUCCAGAUCCCAAGUAUUUUGGAGUUGAUAACGCUGAUGACUUGCCAAAUAGUAUAUUAACAUGUAACGAUUCAAUUCUAGUCAAUUCCCAGGACAAAAAAGCUGAUGUCUUUGGAAACCCUACUGAUGUUUAUAAAUUUUUCUCCAAUACGCCACCAAGUGAGGAUGAUGUCAAACAAAUGUUUACCUCAAAGAAAGACAUACGAAUGGCCACUUUCAUGGCUUACCCCAAGUAUUCUACUGUGGGGGAAGAUUUACCUCCCUUUGUGCUGCAUGACCAGUUGUAUUAUGUGAAUGGUAUAGAACUGGCAGCAUCUGCCAUGGAAAUGAGUUCCAUUGCAGGGAAAAAUGUCGCACUGUUAGCUUAUAAUCACUGGCAUGGCAAUCUAGAUAAGAUUGAUGAACCUUACUUAGACCCAGCCUCAGAGAAAGACAAAACAGAAUUGUAAGAUAAUGGUGCAAUAAUUAGAUUAUUUAGUUGCAGAUAUAUUUAGAUAGAUUAUUUUCUUUUUACAAUAUAUUUCCAUUUUCAUGUCCAUGUCUCAGUAAAGGAUUUCCCAUUUUUUUCUUGCUAGAUUUGCUCUGUAUAGUUAUAUCAUGGUCCAAUUUUCAGUUGCUCAAUUUGAUUAAAAAUUUAUUUAGAAAGACAUUUUUAGGAAUGUCUGAUAUUAAUAUCAUGUACAAGUACAUUUCAUUUUAUUUGAACAACUGAUUAAACUUCAUCAGUUUUCCAGAAUACUUGUAGUUCAUAUUUAGUCACUGCAAGUAAGCUGAGCCAUGUUGCCUACAUAAUGUUCAAUAUGAGAAAAUAUCACCAUACAUGUACAUGUACUUCUGAAUUCAUUUCUCCGAAACAGAAUGCAGUAAUUUGCUUUUGUUGUUUUGUUUAUGAUAUAUUUCUGAUUUCAGGGAUUAAAAAUAAGUCGUACAUAUACCAGUAUCUGUAGAAUGAUUUACUUGUAAUAGUAAGAAAUUGAGGACAUUUUGAACACCUUUAUUUAAUACAGAUUAAAUAUAAUAUGUAUGGUAUACAUAUGAGUUGUGGUGCUUGAGUACUAUCAAUACAACUGUUUUGUACAUAUGAUUAUUAUACAGAGAUAUCAUCAACUGAUAAUAACUGAUGUAUGCAUACAUACAAAUUGAUGCAUUGAUGUUUAUGUGAUCUCAUUCUUUUUAGUUUAUUGAUGUGUUAAUGUCAUUUGAAUCACUGUUUCAUCUAUUUAAAAACCAGUUCAAAACCGUGUGAAAUUCUGUACACAAGUUUUGUUAAGAAUAGGGUUGGUUAAGUGGAGUAAUCUGAUCUUUAUUUCAAGGUAUAGUAUUGUUAUCCUGAACUAGUGAAAAUCCUACACGUAAACCGUAUGGUUGAUCACAUUUAUACAGGUUAUAAUUUAAGUUGUGACUUGUAAACCUCUUGAUGAACACAACUUGAAUACUAGUAUUUUUCAAAAUUUUUAGAUUUUGGGUAUAUUUAGGUUGUGGGAACAUAUGUUUAAGGUAGGUUGCGGGUUUGCUUUCGUCAUCAUAUUUUGUACGCAAUUUAGAAAAGUUGAGUGGUCGUCUUGUGCACAUUCAUUUAAUAUGAUGUCAUAAUGGAGACAUCCCAAGAUUUCCCACUUCUGUUUUUAUAGGGUAAACCCGCGACCCACCUUUAGGAAUAAUUUUGUUUAUGAAAUGUAUGUAUUUAUAUAAAGAAAACAUUCCUUCUUCGCAUUUUUGCUCUGGUGCAUGUAUGCAUGUAAUUUAUCUUUGGGGAGGUUGAAUGUUGAUAAAAAGGUUGCAGGAACAAGUGUUUAAAUUUUUAUUUAUAUUAUAGAACAAAAAAAAAACGAAAAAAAAUUAUGAUUUAUUUAUCUCAUAGGCAAAUUACAGACAUUUGCAUUUUUGCAUUCACACAAAAAUUCAGUUGUAUGGUUUUUCAAAUGAUUAUUGAAAAUAAAUUCAGUUCUAAAUCAA
Messenger RNA from Magallana angulata, 3011 nucleotides. Its product is annotated as prenylcysteine oxidase 1-like. Bases 29 to 1504 code for a protein of 491 amino acids. The transcript has 5 exons. The record is from RefSeq and is a predicted model, not a curated record. Gene Ontology annotation, molecular function: prenylcysteine oxidase activity. Gene Ontology annotation, biological process: prenylcysteine catabolic process; prenylated protein catabolic process. NCBI's taxonomy places the organism in Eukaryota, Metazoa, Mollusca, Bivalvia, Ostreida, Ostreidae.